AUGGAACACAAUGCGUUCGCGUCACUGGCUGUCUUGCAGCUCUCGUCUCCAUGCCGUCUACUGACAUCUGCUUGCUGCCCAGACAAGGACCUUGUCGUCCUGGUGUCCCGCCUUGGUGGAAGGGAUAGGUUGACUCUAUGGAAAAUGCAAGGAACCAAAAAGUGGGACAUCGAGGUGGGGUGUGAUGAAAGCUCCAUUGAAAGCGUAUCGGCUUUAGCUUGGAGUCCUUGUGGUAUGACAAUCGCUGUCUCUCAUGGGUUCUCCCGCAUUACACUUCAUUCCGUGCAAGAUGGUCACAUAGAGCGUUCUCUCACCAUCCCGGCAUCGUUACACAAGUCUGAGCAACAACAUCGAAUAACUGGAGCUUGGUGGUUCCCAGGUUUCCGCGAUUUACCACGAAGCACGAUCCCAGAUAUCUUCAAGAGAAAUGAAAUUAAUACAGGGUCUGCUCUCUCCAUAUUGAAAGUUCUUCCCCUCCUUGAUCCCCUUAGAGAAGAAGAUCACAAGCUCACUGCCACCGACCUCUUUGCUUUUCAAGGAACACAGACAGGAGCUGCGCUGAAGUCAUCCACACCUGAAGUCAUCAGUGAUUGGCCAUCAUUGCUCCCAGACCCAUCUCUUGCUUCUCUCUGUCCUCCGAUCUUGAUCGAUGAACAAGGCAAGACGACAAAAGACACACAAGUUAAUCUUUCUGCGGAAGACGAAAACAGUCUCCUCGUGAUAGGUGAUGACAAUGGCAAGCUUCACUGUUUUUUGGAUGGCAGCUACUACCUAGGACCGAUCAGUACGAUUCCAUCGACCGUGCCAACGGCAGUAUUCAAGGAUCCGAAGCAACCGCUAUUUCUACUUCAUCCUCAGACCUUAGGCUCCGACUUAUUGUCCGCCGCGUUUGCGCCUCUAUCGGUCGACUUACCGUUGCUUGCCUCCCAUAGAAUCCGAGAUUUCGCCAGGCUUUCAUCCGCCGCACGGGAAUUGAUGUGGUAUGUCAUGCGGGUCAUUGAAGACCUGCGUGAAGUCUGGUUUGGUUCCGGUUCACUUACUGGAGCACGAGAAGCUGGCCCAAAAUGGAUUCAGCUGCUAGAAACCAGACUUCGUGACCAAUUUGGCCAGAAGGAACCCAGUGCAAUCGUCGAGCUCACUGGUCUCCUAGUCGCUGGGUUGUGUUCUGAGGGACUUUCGGAUUUCUUAUCGUCCAGCGAGCAAAUGAGUGAAAGGGCUCUCCAAAAAUGGGAGUCCACGGUGACCGAUGCACUCGUUAAAUUGCGCGAUUUCUCAACGUUGCGACUGGUUCCUACGCUUCAACGGUUACAUAUCAUUUUGGAAGAAGUUCGAGGAUGGUCACUUAUUCCUCAAAUUGUCUUGUUUGGAUUCAACGCCGAUGACAUUACCCACUGUCUGUCUUCGCUGAAGCAAGCCGUCUUCGUCUCAAAUUUGUUGGCAUUUCAAGCAAGAAGGGAACUCGGGUCAUUCAAACAUUUCCUGAGCUUUCUUCGGUAUGAAAUCACCUUGGCGGGCAACUCCUCCGAGACCCGCUCGCCCCCUGAACAUGACAUCCUUGAAGUCAAUCACUAUUUAAUGUCCGGGUUGAAGACAAGUCAAAUAGACCGGUGGUUCACAGGGCCAGCUCCCCAAUUUGAUCCCGGAGAUCUUGGAUUGCCUCGACACAACACGGAUACUAACAAAGUUCUUGAAGAAGCACUGGAACAAGCCCACGCCGCGUUGCAGGAUCCUUCUCAAACAUCAUGGCAGCCGGUAGGUUUCUCAGUUAAUUGUAAUGUCUCCACGGCCGAUAAAUCACAUCUGGACAAGAAUCUGUGGGCACUUGUUCAUGAUUUGGCUGUCCGGUGUCAGCGGGUCUUCGCGCAUGUUUCGAAGGCUACUGCUCGAUCAGCCAUCGUGUCAGGUAGUGGUGGGGCUACUCCAUUUCAGGUGGAGGCGAGUGAAACUGUUCCAGGCGGUGCUUGCCAAUUUGUCCGCGAAAGAGUUGUUCGACGAAAUGAGGUGAGUCAUCCUGGCAACCACCUGCAGCAUCUCGCGAUCUAUUUGACCUCGGAAAUGCGGCCCCUUUUCUGCUUGACCCGGACGCCUUACGCAAAAUGCGCCGCUGGGGUUCCGCUGCAUAUUGAUGUCAUUGUUAUGGAGUGUUCGAUUGCUGGAGAUGAGCCUGGGGAUGUUACCGACGUCCAUCUUUGCAACGCUGAGUUUUUCGACGACGAGAUUCUCGUGAUUGUAUAUAAAGUCAGAGGAACCGACGGUCCGAUGUUCGCAGCUACGGUUCAAUACAGCGCCCUUGAGUAUCAAACACAAUCAGAAGGAUACGUAAACGGACCCGCCCGAAAAGAUAUGAUAGCCAACGUGCUCCAGAGGUUGAAGGAGGGGCAUCUCUGGUUGAAACCUAUCCCGAUCAAGAGACGUCGCCAAUUGACCGCGUGCAGAGACGGAUCAGUAUCGCUCGCAGUCAACGGAAGAGUCGGAAGGAGAGUUGUUUGUAUACUUGACGGUGAUGGGACGACAAUGGAUAUACUGGAUAUGGAAGGAGAUGAAGAUAUGGAAGGUGAGGAUGAAACCGAGAUGGAUUCGACCGGGGCAUAA
Molecule: messenger RNA, 2592 nt
Organism: Suillus clintonianus
Lineage: Eukaryota; Fungi; Basidiomycota; Agaricomycetes; Boletales; Suillaceae
Product: anaphase-promoting complex, cyclosome, subunit 4-domain-containing protein
Exons: 13
Coding region: 1-2592 (863 amino acids)
Biological process (GO): anaphase-promoting complex-dependent catabolic process; protein K11-linked ubiquitination; positive regulation of mitotic metaphase/anaphase transition
Cellular component (GO): anaphase-promoting complex; nuclear periphery
Source: RefSeq, a predicted model, not a curated record